AUGAAAAGUCAAAAGUUGAAGAGAUGUAAAAGUUUAACCGAAAUUGAGGAAGAUCUUCGGGGAAACAGAAGCGAAACAUCGAGAAAAUCGUAAGAAAUUUUGAAAUUACCUGUUAGUUUAAAAAAUAUUUAUUGAUUUUUAGCAAUAAUUCUACUGCAAUAAGAAAGAAAAGUACCUCGAAAAAGUUAUAUAUGGGUCGAAGAAGUUUGGGAAUUCAUUUGAACACUGCAAAUACUGGAAGUAAAAUAAAGAGAAAGAAGAGCAAAACUGAAAUUGAUCGAGAAAUUUAUGAUGAUUUUUAUGGAAAUGAUGUUGACGAAGGAUAUGACGAUGAAAGUUGUUAUAAAUGUAUUCCAUCAAUUACAAGAGAAGAUAAUGAAAAUAGUGAAGGAAUAAAUGGAGGACCGGAAAAUGUGACAAAUUUGAAUUUGUCUUUGAAAAAAUUGGAUAUUCAUCAAAAAGGAUAUAGAAAUGCUUUAAAUCAACGAAUUGUGCAAUGUUUACAAAAAAGAAAAAGAUGUGAAAGUAACACAAACAAUUGUAGAUUGUCAAUUUGAGAAGAAAUCAAUAAGACAAUUGACAAUUGUUGGAAAUAAUAAUACAUUCAAAUAUGGUAAUAUUCUUUGGCUUGUUCUAAGAUCUCAUAAAUCGGCAAAUGCAAAUACUGAUUCGAAACAUAUUAUUGUUGAUAGAAAUGAAUGGUUAGCUGAAGAUCAAAAUAUUCGAAAUACUCGAAAUAAAUAUAUGCAUGUUUUGGAUCAAAUUAUUGGAUUUCGAUUCAACACUCAUUUUGUCGAAAAAACAUCGAAUAAAAUGAUAUUUUCGGAAGAAUAUUGUAAAGAACUUCGAAAAGCUAAAAUUGAAGUUGAGAAUAUUUUGGAGGAUUUCGAUUCUUUGGCCGAAUUAUUUCCAACAACUGCAGUUUUGAUGAAAUGGAUCGAAGAAAUUAAAAGUGCCAAAGAUAAGUUUGUUCUCGAUGUCAAAUUGACAAAUUUACGAGUUUGGUAUAAUACUUUGAUUGAUUUCGAGAAAACUAUUGAAAGUGUAAGUAAAUUGAUUAAUUGAAAAAAAAAAAGAAUAUAAAGUAUUUUUUCAGCUUGGAUCUCUUUUUUCAACUGAUUCAACAUCAAAUUGGUUCAAACCUCUCAAUGAGAAUAAUACAGUAUUCAGUUUAGAUGCAAUUCAAGAUGUAUUUCGAUCUUAUGUCAAAAAAACAAUUGAUUUGAAGGAAAUGAAAAAAGUUUUAGCAAGAAUUGAUAAUUUGACAAAUGUCACAAUUGCAAAAUCAUCAAUUUUACUUCAAAAACGACCAACAACUUAUGCAGCUGCUACUAAAAUUAGUAAUGUUGAACUUCAAAUCGAUGAUGUUUUAGUGAGUUCAAUCAAAAUGUUAAAUUUUCGAAAAUUAUUUUAUUAUAGAAAAAACGAUAUGCUGAAAUGAGUGAAUAUAAAUUUGGUGAUAAAAUUGCAACCGCUUUGAAUCUCCCAAAUUUAUCAACACUUUUCAAUUUUAUUUUGAUAAUUCCAAUGCAACUUGUUGUUUGUUGGUUGAAUAUUCGAACAAAUUCUGGAUUACAAGAUUAUUCUGUUUUGGAUGCUUUGACUUUUGAUGCAAUGAUAACUGAUACAAAAGAAUGUCUUGAUGAAGCAAUUAAAACAAAUCGAAAAUAUUUUGGAUUAUUGAACUCAAUUGGACCAAUUCCUGUUUUUAUGUAUCCGGAGGAUUAUGAAGUUUAUGUUCAUGAGGUGUUUCAAAAAUAUAUACAAUAUGUGAAAUCUUGGGCAAAUUGUAAAUCUGUUCAAGCAGAUCCAGUACAUUUAUUUGUUAAAUUGGAAGAAGAAUGGAGAUGUGGUUUGAAAUUUGCGAAAUCAACAAAACGAGGAAUGGAAAUAUUAUCAUGUGCAUGUUUGUGAGUUUUUUUUUAAAUUUUUAUCGAAUAUUUUUUUUUAUUAUGAAAAUUUUUUUGCAGCGAUAUUUUGAAUAAUUUGGUCGAAGAUUUUGUUGAAACCUAUACUGAAGAUGAACUCGAAAGACUCAAAAAUGAAUUUAUUGAAAAUCCGGAUGAUUCAGAUGAUAAUGAUAAUUUAGAAACAACUGAAAGUUUACAUAAUAAUUUCAAACAAAAUAUCAAUUUUCUGAUCAAAGAAGUAAAAGAAAGAGAACUUCGAAUAUUUUCAUUUAUUCGUUCUGUUUUGAAUGAUAUUUAUGAUUCGAAUGGAUAUUCUUUGAAUGAUUUUAUGAACAAAUGGCAAGAUAUUAUUGAAGAAAUCAAAGAAGAUUAUUAUUUAAUCGAAUUUAUAACUUAUUCUGAAUUCGAUUCAAUACCAAUUGCAAUAUUUGUUAAUAAUUCAAUUGCUUCAAAUAGCAAACAUUUGGAUGAAUGUAUUUUGAAUAUUUCAAAUAGUAUCAAAAUUGAUGAUGGUUGUGUUAUAAUUGUACCAGAUUCUGAUAAUUAUAUCAAAAAUUCAUGGAAAGAUCGGAGAGCGAGAAUUGAAAUUGAUCAAUCAACUUGUAUUCAUUUUUCGAAUUAUCUGAGAAACGAUGUUGUUUUAUUAUUUGGAUGUUAUAAUAAUUUAUCGAAAUCAAAUAUUUUUGAAAAUCUCAAAAUCGAUGCUCAAUUUUGUUAUUCAAAUGAUAUUGUUUCGUCGAGAAUUCGAGAAUUAUGUGAAAAUCGAUUAUUGACACAUUUGGAUAAACAACUCGAAAAGAUUAAAAGUCUUUUGAUGAAGUGUGCAGAUUUUGGAAAACAUUUUCAUUUUAAAUUGGAGCAACAAUUUUUGAUUGCUUUCCAGGUAUUUUUUUGAAGUUUUCCUGAAAACUUAAAUGCAUAGUUUUGUAUCGAUUCAACACAAGGUUUUCUGAAAACACUUCCCCUUCAAAUAUAACUUUCGAAAAUGCAAUUUUCAGAUUCAUCGUGAUGUUUCGAAAGUAAUUGGUGACACUUUUAUAAGUGAACUCGGUCAAACAAUGAUUCAAAGAGCUAUAAAUUUGAUGGAAAGUUAUUUGAAAUUUGUGGAUAUGUAAGUAUUCAGAUUCAGUUUUUUUUUAAAUUAACCUCAAAUAUUUUUAUAGUAAGAAUGCGAAACCUUCGAAACAUUUUCCAAUGUGGGCAUCACCUGCUUUUCUUUUUCUUCAAUAUUUUAGUGAACCUCGAUGGGUUUCAGAAAGUGUUAUGAAUUCGAAACAAUAUGAAAAAAUGGAAAAAUUUGUUGAUAUUUUGGAAAAUAAAAUAAUGGGAACAAAUGGAAAUGGAGAACUUAUACAAGUAUCAUAUCAAAGAAUGACAAGAUCAACAAGUUCAAAAUAUUCAACUAUUUCGAAUGAAAGUAAACGAGAAACUCAAAUGGAAAAAAUUGAACAAAUUGAGAAGAAACGAGAUGAUAAAUAUUUGAAAAAUAAACAAAUUGGAAGAGUUUUGGGAGAUGACAAAACUGGUUUUGAAAUUAUUGGAUUACGUGAUAAAACGAGAAAAGCACCAUUUCAAUGGAUAACAUUGCAAGAAAUUGGAGAUGGAAAAUUUGGAACUGUAUGUCGAGCAUUGGAUAUUGAUAAUCACAAAACUAUGGCUGUGAAAAUAAUUGAAAUUGGAAAAACAAAAGAUACUUCAGUUAUUGAAAGUGAAAUUAAUAUAUUUCGAAAUCUUCAUCAUGAAAAUCUUGUUCAAUAUUAUGAUUAUGAAAUUCGAGAAAAAGAAGUAUUUAUAUUCAUGGAAUUAUGUUCAUCAGGAACAUUGACAACUAUUUGUCACGGAAAUAUGAAUUUGGAUUUGGUUCGAAAAUUAACUCAUAGUUUAUUGAAAGCUGUCAGAUAUUUGCAUUUUACGAAGAAUGUUAUACAUCGAGAUAUAAAACCGGAUAAUAUAUUUCUUGAUAAUAAAACUGUUUUGAAACUUGGAGAUUUUGGAUGUUCGGCUAAACUUCAAAAUGAUUCAACAAUUUAUGGAGAAUUUCAAACAUUUGUUGGAACACAAAAUUAUAUGGUAAUUAUUUUGGAAAUAAACACGAAUAAAUUGAUUAUUUCAGGCACCAGAAAUAUUCACUUAUGGAAAUUCUGAUGAUGAUGGAAAUUAUGAAGGAUACGGUAGAAGUAUUGAUAUUUGGGCAGUUGGAUGUACUGUAAUUGAAAUGAUGACUGGAUCAAGACCAUGGAAAGAUUUAGAAGUUAUGAGAAUUAUGUGGCAGGUAAACUUUUUAUUCAGAAAUUUGAAAAAAAUACGAGACGGUAUUUUUGUAGAUAUGUCAAAUGAAACAACGACCAAAAUAUCCACAAAUUGCACAAGAAAGACAAGAUGUCAAAGAAUUUUUAGAUAUGUGUUUCUCUUUUGAUCCAAGAGAUCGAGCUGAUGCUAAACAAUUAUUGAAUACCACAUUUGCCAAUGUUAAUUUAGAUGUGAGUUUUUUGAGGGAUUCAAUUGAAAAAUUGGUUUUUAGUUUGGAAUUUUAUGCGAAUUUUCAAAAUCACAAAAUUCGGAGAAACAUAAAAAACUUAGUUGUUUCACAAGCAGGUUAUUCCAAAUUUUCCCUCAUUUUCGACAUAUUUUCCAAAAUUUUUUUUGAGUAUGAAAUUGGAAAUAAAUGGGACACUUUUCUGCCAAACUUUGAAAAAUAUAUUAGAACAUAAUAACGAUUUCAUGAGAAAACUGUUUUUCAUCUCCCAAGACAUUUAUUUGUUUGCAGAAUAUGCAAGAACUCGCUGAAAGUUCAAAUUACGAUUCUACACCAAGAAUAUCUUUGGAAGGAUCUACAAACUCUUUUCAAAAAUUGUAA
Molecule: messenger RNA, 4767 nt
Organism: Caenorhabditis angaria
Lineage: Eukaryota; Metazoa; Nematoda; Chromadorea; Rhabditida; Rhabditidae
Source: the annotation of a GenBank genome assembly